This is a messenger RNA of Gadus morhua (Atlantic cod), 3337 nucleotides long. RefSeq lists its product as uncharacterized. The record is from RefSeq and is a predicted model, not a curated record. Gene Ontology annotation, molecular function: nucleic acid binding. Gene Ontology annotation, biological process: DNA integration. The coding region runs from base 215 to 3337 and encodes 1040 amino acids. NCBI's taxonomy places the organism in Eukaryota, Metazoa, Chordata, Actinopteri, Gadiformes, Gadidae. The transcript has a single exon.
UGGCUCAGUUAGCGCUUCACAGGCUAGAGGGGGUGGGGUACCAACAGGGAAGUAUGGGAAACCUCAGGGAACACAUUAUGUCAGCCAGGGGGAGGGCGACAUAGACGAAGAUGAAGUCAUGUUCACACUGUACAAACUAGAAUAACUAGACAUACCAGCAGAGGAGCCAUUUAUACAGACAUUGACUGUUAAUGGGGAGAAACAGCAAUUUGAAAUGGACUCGGGGUGUGGGGUAACAGUAGUGAACCACUCUGUGUACAAAACCUUAUGGGGGAGGGAGGUGCCAGAGCUACGCUCCUGUAGAGUGAAGCUUAAAACAUAUACGGGACAUAAAGUAAAUGUUGUGGGAGCAGCAGUGGUUAAAGUACAGCAUAAACAGCUAGUAGAGAACUUACCAUUGGUAGUGGUGGCAGGUUCAGGCCCUAGUCUAGUAGGCAGGUACUGGAUUAGGAGGCUAGGUUUACAGUGGAAACCAGAACCCCAGAUCCACCAUGUUCGGACAGAGACCCCAGAGAAGGCACAGAGGAGACCAGAGCCACAGAUACUCCAGGUUAAAGACGAGACCUUGGGGGAGAUACUGGGGGAGUUUGGGGAGGUUUUCAAAGACGAACUAGGGAGAUUCAGAGGCCCCCCAGCAAGAAUAUAUGUGGACAAGGAAGCAGCCCCCAGGUUUUUUAAAGCCAGACCCGUCCUAUACGCCAUGAGAGGGAGAGUUGAGGCUGAACUCGACCGUCUCCUUGCUGAGAAGAUAAAUGAACCAGUAAAAUAUGCUGAGUGGGCAGCGCCGGUGGUCCCUGUGUUGAAGCCAGAUGACACAGUAAGGCUAUGCGGAGACUACAAACUGACAGUGAACCAGAUCUCAAAACUGGAGCAGUAUCCAAUCCCCAGAAUUGAGGACCUGUUUGCCAUUCUUUCAGGUGGACAAAAAUUUACAAAGUUAGAUCUGAGUCAUGCCUACCACCAGAUUCCAUUGGAUGAGGAAGCAAAAAAGUAUGCAACUGUAAAUACACACAAAGGCUUGUUCACAUACAGAGUGCUACCUUUUGGCGUUUCAUCAUGUCCGGCUAUUUUCCAACGUACCAUGGAGGGACUACUGCAGGGCAUCCCUCGUGUGGCCAUCUUCCUGGAUGACAUCCUGCUGACGGGAAAAGACGACAAAGAGCACCUAAAGACUCUGACUAUGGUGCUGAAACAGCUACAGGAGGCCGGUCUACGGCUCAAGAGGACCAAGUGUGUGUUCAUGAGUGAGGAAGUGAUAUUUUUGGGUCACAAAGUGGAUGCAACAGGACUGCAUCCAGUGCAUGAGAAGGUGGAAGCAAUCAGAGAGGCACCAUCACCUUCAAAUGUGACAGAGUUGAAGGCAUAUCUGGGACUGUUAAACUAUUACAACAAGUUCCUACCAAAUCUGUCUACUGUCCUUGCUCCGGUGCACAAACUGCUACAAAAAGACACAAAGUGGCAGUGGGGAGAUGCACAACUAGCAGCCUUUGAAAAAUCUAAAGAACUCAUGCAGUCAGCUCAGGUGCUUGUGCAUUACGAUCCAGAGAAGGACAUUGUGCUGUCAUGUGAUGCGUCACCAUAUGGGGUAGGUGCCGUACUGUCACACCACAUGCCAGAUGGAACUGAAAGACCCAUAGGUUUCACCCCACGAACACUAAACACAGCAGAAAAAAACUACUCACAACUGGAUAAGGAAGGGCUCGCUGUGAUGUUUGGAAUACAACGCUUCCACAAAUACAUUUAUGGACGGAAAUUCACUAUAGUGACAGACCACAAGCCCUUGUUGUCACUUUUCAAUGAGAUGAAAGCAGUACCACAAAUGGCCUCGCCCAGGAUCCAAAGGUGGGCUUUAACACUGCGAGCCUACGAAUACACAAUAGUGUAUAAGGAAGGAAAACAUCACAGCAAUGCAGACGCUCUCAGCCGCCUUCCUUUGCCAGAUACACCAAAAGUGGAGACGUCGGAAGAGAGGGUUCACAUGCUGGAGAGCUCUGACAUCACGCUUGUGACAUCUGAACAAGUGGAAGCAUGGACAGACAAAGAUCCAGUACUGUCGAGAGUGAGAGAAAUGGUUCGCGACGGCUGGUCAGCAAAAGAAAAAGGGGAGGAGUUUGCCCCUUAUGAGGUGAGGAAACUUGAACUUAGUAUUCAAAAUGGCUGUGUAAUGUGGGGGUCGAGAGUGGUUGUGCCAAAACCAGGCCAAGGAAGUGUCAUGAGACAACUUCAUCAAUGCCACCCAGGAGUGUCCAGGAUGAAAGCAUUGGCUAGGAGUUACGUUUGGUGGCCGAAGCUGGACAAAGACGUGGAGGAUACAGUAAAGGCCUGUACAACAUGUCAGGAGCAUCGCAACGUCCCGGCACCAGCUCCGUUACACCCCUGGGAUUGGCCCGACAAGCCCGGGAGUCGUAUUCACGUGGAUUAUGCCGGACCGUUCAUGGGAAAAAUGUUUUUUGUGCUCAUAAAUGCACAUUCAAAAUGGAUGGACGUGUAUCCGGUGAACUCUGCCACUUCAGCCACCACAAUUGAGUGCCUGCGUACCAGUUUCAGUAACCAUGGACUACCUGAGUUGUUGGUGUCUGAUAAUGGCACUUGUUUCAUCAGCACAGAGUUCAACGUGUUUCUAAGUAAAAAUGGAAUCCGUCAUGUGACCUCUGCACCCUACCAUGCCUCCAGUAACGGGUUAGCAGAGAGAGGGGUACAAACAUUUAAGAGAAUGAUGAAAAAAUGUCCAGAAGGCACGCUGACAGCUAAAGUAGCCAGAGUGUUAUUCAGCUACAGAGUGACACCACACACUACAACAGGCCUUUCACCAGCAGAGCUGCUUCUCGGGAGGAAGCUACGUUGCACUUUGGAUUCAAUCCACCCAGACCUAAACAAUAGAGUGCAGAAAAAACAAGAAAGACAAAUAAAAGAUCACGACAAAAAGGAAAAAGCACGCUGUUUUAAAACAGGAGAUUCAGUGCUGACCCAGAACUUCAGUUUUGGACCCAAGUGGAUUCCAGGAAUCAUUGAGUCAGUGACGGGACCAGUGUCAUACAAGGUGAUGCUGGGUGAUGAGAGAAUAGUGAGGAGACAUGUGGAUCAGAUUCUUGAUCAACACCAGAUACCAGAAAGGGGCAAUGAAAAACAACAGACAGUUUCAACUCAGCCCAACAAAAAAGAUGAAGCAUGGCUGGAUGCUGAGGAGGUUGUGCUCAGUGGUGACCAGUUGGAAGAGCCAGCAGCAACAGAAGCUGUAGGAAGUUCAGACCAAAGAGCUGUGGCAAACCAAACUCCAGUGAAGCGACUGGCCGAAGGGAAACUAAGUUGCCCAGUUAUCUUAAAGACUUCCAGUUGA